Molecule: messenger RNA, 2279 nt
Organism: Acipenser ruthenus (sterlet)
Lineage: Eukaryota; Metazoa; Chordata; Actinopteri; Acipenseriformes; Acipenseridae
Product: regulator of G-protein signaling 8-like
Exons: 6
Coding region: 164-901 (245 amino acids)
Source: RefSeq, a predicted model, not a curated record
CUGAGAGACUGCAGUGCUCCAGUAGACUCUCCUUCUCUCUCUCUCUCUCUCUCUCUCUCUCUCUCUCUCUCUGAACAUGUAGCACUGGCAAACACACAUUCCUGUUGCUAUUCUUGGAGAAUAGAGACUAUCAAGACGAGACGGGCUGCCAUCACUGCCUCAGAUGUACCAACAGAUAGCAGAGGGACGCCCUGAAAAAGUCGCAGUGCCCCACCAGGUCACCAGCAACGUGAGAGAUUUUUGGAAGGCUUUAUUCUCCUUGUUUGCAGGUACACACAAGAUCAAGCUGUCUCACCUAUCUGCAAACAGCUCUUCUGUCUGUAGGGAGGAGGACAAACAGGGUGAGAAGACAACAAACAGAAGACAAACCAGAGCCAUGAAGACCCGACUGGGCUGUUUAUCAAAUAAAUCAGAUUCAUACAGUGAUUUCACUGCCUUUCUUACUCCUGUAACAGAAAAGACAACCAGAUGCACAAAGUUAUCAACAGAAAAAGUCAAACAAUGGACAGAAUCAUUUGACAUCCUUCUUUCCCAUAAAUAUGGUUUGGCUGCAUUUAGAGCAUUCCUCCAAACAGAAUUCAGUGAGGAAAAUAUUGAGUUCUGGAUGGCCUGUGAGGACUAUAAGAAGACCAAGUCCACAGCGAAACUGGGCUUGAAGGCUAAGAAGAUCUAUGAGGAGUUUAUUGAUGUUCAAGCUGCUAGAGAGGUGAACAUUGACUUUCAGACACGAGAGAUCACAAGGAGAAACCUUCAGGAACCCACCCCCUCAUGCUUUGAUGAUGCCCAAGGAAAAGUGCACAGCCUUAUGGAAAAAGACUCAUACCCCAGGUUCCUGAGAUCUAAAAUCUACAUGGACUUAUUGAACCAGACUCAAACUCACUCCCAAAGGAGGUUUAGUUAGAGAGACCAGCAUUAUCUCUACUGCAUCCAUGCACCUCUUAAUGUAAUAUUUGUAAAUAGUAUAAAUAACCCAAGGGGUUUUUAAGGUUGAAAAUGGGAUAAGACUAUCAGAUGCUUUCCUGUGUUGGUUUUACACAAUGUAUUGAAAUGUACAUCUUCACAUGGCCUUGUAAUUAAUAUGUACCCUGACAUAUUGUGACCCUACUUCAGACAAAUUGGUUUAAAGUUUAAAAAAUGUGAAGUUAAUGUAUAAACCCUGUGGUAUGCCUCACACAUUUGACUGAGUUUCUUUUGCACCUCCAUAUCAUUCUGACUUCCACAUUCAUCAAGACAUUGCUCCACCAAAUGAACAUAUCUGAACAUUGAGAAAGUAGAUUAAAUCAUAGAGAUAUAUUGUACACACAACAUAAUAAAGUAAUAUAGUACUAGAGGCAUCUGUAAGCUGAUGUAUGUGAGAAAACACAGAGCAGCAAUGGUUCUACAGUGUAUGACACUGCAUUACGGUUUUCAGCAGCUUUAAUGGUUAAAAAUACACAUGUGGCCUUAUUCAUGUUCCGUUUUGUGUACUAUACAUGACCAUUGUUGGAAGGUAUCCCUGCAAACGGAAAGCUGAUGGGCAACACAGAUAUGGGAAGUUACAGUCACAGUGAUACUGUUUGAGCAGAUGGCUGCAGAACAAUACACGUUUCAGAACAAUAAUCAAAAUCAUCAGGUAACCAAUUAAAGUACAAUUGGGCAGUGCAAACAUCCACAUCUUAUAUUUAAUGCAAUAAGCGCAAUAAUACUUGGGAUUUCAUAUGCAUACAUUUUAACAGUACAGAAUUAGAUGUAGGUUGUACUGCACAAUGAAAGUAGUGAUUCAAAAAUUAGGGUACUAUUUAUACGUUUAUCUGCUGGUUUUGUAUUUAUUUUAUAAUUUAAAAUCCUAUGUUUAUUCAUAUACACCAGGUGAUAUCAUAAAAAAAAAUUCAAAUAGUAAUACAAAUAUUUGUUUAAACAAGUAUUGCAUUGACAUGUUACAUUACAACCUGGUUAUUUGUUUGUGCUACUCUGUAAUAUGUUAUAAAACAUCAUAUGCAAUCUCUGUGUGUGAGAAAUACACUGUAUUCAUGCAUUAGGUAUUUGAAAAAGACAGUCCGUUCAAACCCCAAAUAUACAGUACAUUAUAAUUAUAAAUAUACAUUAAGAUUAUCAUGAACUGACUUUUUAACAACAAUGAAAAUCUAGGUUAAUGGUGUAACUCAGUUAGAUAUAUAGGUGACCUAAAAGUAAUCGUGUAAUAAUGAAAUGUACACUGAAAAGAUGUGAGUUUUUUUAUUUUUUUAUUUUUUUAUGUAUUUAUAUAGAAUACUAGCAACACAAUAAAUACAGGCGUGGUU